AUGGAGAAUAAUUCGAGUGACAAUAUUGACAAUGUUGUUAAUGAUUCUGUCAAUGUUGGUGACUGUUUUAUCCAUAUGAACAAUGAAGUUCAUGAUGGGUCUGCCCCUAUCAAUGAAGGUGUACUUAAAGAUGUUGGUUUUAGUAAAAGGUUUAACAAGAAGUCAAAGAAAAAGGUGGAAAAUAGAAAGGAUGUGCUGAAGGCUAAAAGAGCUCAUUCCAAGAAAAUCCCUACGCCUACAAAGGCAAAGAAGACACCAAAGAAGAUGAAGAAAUAUGUAAUUGUUAGUGAGAAAUCAUCUAGGAAGAAAAGGAAUGUUACUCAUCGUAGGAGAAUGGAUAUUUAA
This is a messenger RNA of Vicia faba (fava bean), 345 nucleotides long. NCBI's taxonomy places the organism in Eukaryota, Viridiplantae, Streptophyta, Magnoliopsida, Fabales, Fabaceae. The record is from the annotation of a GenBank genome assembly.